AGGCGACUAUGCAUCACAACUGCUGCUGCAGAGUCACUUAAAAUAGGACGGAGCACAAGGAGGUUAAGUGAGUUGCUCAGGGUCACACACAGUGAGUUAGCAUCUAGGAUUGAACCUGGAACCUCCUGGUAACAAACCCCUUUCUUUAACCAUUGGAGCACCAAACUUCUUCAAAUAAAUGUUAUUUUGAACACAACUUGGCCCCAAGGGCUCUCAAGCUAAAAAGAAAUAAGGAAAGCGAGUAAUUUGGAUAUUUGACAGCUGAGCUAAUGUUCAAUGUUUUUUUUUCUUUUCCAUGUACAAAAAACAGACUUCGAAUAGACAGUUUGAAAUAGCUUGCCUGCUUGGGUGUUAGACAUUAGCAGGGGCCACUGCUACAAAAAACAAGAAGUGGUUCCAUUCUCAACACGGUCAGAAAUGUCUGAAAAAUGCAACCAGGCAGUGGAAAUGGCUACGGUCCUGUUGCUGUGUGUUUUGUGAUGUGAGUUACAGAAAUGGCACUAUGUUAAGAUAAAAUCAUUUCAGUUAUGGGAAGCCUGAUUUUAUCACAGGUCACCGGAAAGCAUGAGGGCAGAGAACAGUGAUCUUUGUGUUGUACUAGCAGUAUAUCAUUUGAAUGACAUUUGAAUUAUGUGUAAGUACACAUGUAUUUACUAAGUAACUGCUAUGUAUGAUCGGUUUAUGGUGUGCAGCAAAGAAGGUGUGUUUUCCCUUUGAAUAAAGCCUCUGUUUGAUCUGUAGAAGUGGUGUUGGCUCAAUAGAUCUUUCUCAUAGUGGAUGACAAGAUUUUAGCAUGCUUAUUUAAGCACCACUUCUGAUGCUGGAUAUUCAUGUUUGCUUAUAUAGCUUUUUCUCGUUGAACUGAUUUUUGUGACAAGUCAAAGAAUGGAGAUCAGCAACAUCACAAUGAGCACCAAACCUUUGCCUCAAAACACAGACGACUCGGUGUACAUCAACUAUGUAAUGGAGAUGGUAUUGAUAGUUUUAUACAGCAUCACUAUUAUUCUGGGAGUAACUGGAAACAGCAUAGUGAUCUGGAUGACCAGCUGCAAACUGAAGAAGACUGUGAUCAACGUCUGGCUCCUCAACCUGGCUGUGGCCGACCUGAUCUUCUGCUUCACCCGAGUCACCUCUUUGCUCAAGCUCCUCUUCUACACCUACUGGCCCUUUGGAGAGUUCCUCUGCAAGUUCAACGGUUUCUUCACAUACAUGAACUUGUUCUGUAGCGUCUUCCUUCUAGCUGUCGUCAGCCUUGACCGCUGCUUUUCUGUGGUCUUCCCCAUCCGGAUCAAGCAGUGGCGCACUGUCCAGAUGGCUUCCUUUGCCAGCGUAGGAGUUUGGGCGCUGGCCACAGCCUUUAGCCUGCCAUACUUCCUAUUUCGACGGGUCUCUAUGGAUCCAGGAAAUGGGAAUCUCUCCAAGUGCUCCUUCGAUGUUCCUGGAAGCAACGAUGGAUAUCAGAAUAAGGCCCUCUACAUCGUGAGGUUCCUUUUUGGUUUCUUGGUCCCCUUUUUAAUCAUUGCCACUUGUUACACCAUCAUGGCUUGCAAGUUGAGGCGGACACGAGUGCCCAAAAAGUCCUACAAGAUCAUUGCUGCAUUGGUGGCUGCCUUUUUCUUCUGUUGGGCGCCCUACCAUGUCUUUUUGCUGGCCAAGAUGGUCAAUAAGAAAUCUUUGGCGGUGAAGGUUGCUCUUCCUUUGUUCAAAGGCCUGGCCUACUUCAAUAGCUGCAUCAACCCCAUCCUUUAUUUCCUCAUUGCCCUGGAUUCGAAGAAGAGGUUCAAUCAAACACUGUCUUCGGUGUACAUCAGAGCUUUCAGUGAGGAAUCGGAUAGUUCCAGCCAUUGCCGGUCAACAAGGAGCAACAGAAGCUCUAUGACAAACACAGAGCAGGUUGCUUCAUUGUAAAAAUACUCAAAACUCAAAACAUUAGUAGCCUCUGUCUUGACAAUUUAGUUAAGAUACUGUCAAUACUGUGACAUUUUUAGUGCUCAUACAUUUUUUAAAAUGUUUUUUUACAUAUCUAAGAAGGUUGUUAAAUAUUAAGGAAAGUUUAUGUGAAAAGUUUGUCUACUUUAGACUGCAUGAUUGAGUGUUUCUGAAAUGUAUGUUAUUAUAUAUUAUCUAUAUUAAUGUAGAUACAGUGCCUAUAGAAAGUCUACACCCCCUUUCAAAAUGUUCACCUUUUGUUGCCUUUUUUUCACGUAUCUACACAUCCUACCCCACAACUUCCAAGAGAAAAAAAUAUUCUAGAAAUUUGUAGAAAAUUAAUUAAAAAUAAAAACUGAAAUAUCUUGGUUGGAUAAGUGUCCACCCCCCUUGUAAUAGCAAUCCUAAAUUAGCUCAGGUGUUACCAAUCACGUUCAAAAUCACACACCAAGUUAAGUGGCCUCCACCUGUGUUAAAUUGUAGUAAUUCACAUGAUUUCAGGAUAAUUUCAGCAGUUCUUGUAGGUUCCCUCUGCUGGGUAGUGCAUUUCAAAACAAAGACUCAACCAUGAGCACCGAAGGUGCUUUCAAAAGAACUCCGGGACAAAGUUGUUGAAAGGCACAGAUCAGGGGAUGGUUAUAAAAAAAAAUAUCAAAGGCCUUGAAUAUCCCUUGGAGCGCGGUCAAGACGAUUAUUAAGAAGUGGAAGGUGUAUGGCACCACCAAGACCCUGUCUAGAUCAGGCUGUCCCUCCAAACUGGAUGACCAAGCAAGAAGGAGACUGAUCAGAGAGGCUACCAAGAGGCCAAUGGCAACUUUGCAAGAGCUACAGGCUUAUAUGGCCAAAUUGGUCAAAGUGUGCAUCUGACAACAAUAUCCCAAGCACUCCACAAAUCUGGCCUGUAUGGUAGGGUGGCAAGAAGGAAGCCAUUACUCAAGAAAGCCCACCUUGAAUCCCAUUUGAAGUAUGCAAAAAAACAUUCUGUAGCCAUGUGGCAAAAAGUUUUGUGGUCUGACGAAACUAAAAUGGAACUUUUUGGCAUAAAUGCAAAGCGUUGACGCAAACCCAACACAGCGCAUCACCCAAAGAACACCAUCCCUACUGUGAAGCAUGGUGGUGGCAGCAUCAUGUUAUGGGGAUGUUUCUCAUCGGCAGGGACUGGGGCACUUGUCAGGUGUGAGAUGGCAGGGAGGGGGUUAAAACCUCUCUGCAGAAAAAAAAAUGUGCGGAAUGCACAUUUGUCUUGUUUAAUUGUUUUGUUUAAUUGUUUAAUUGUUUUAUUGAUUAAUCAUUAGCUGCACCUGGCUACUAUUGAAAAUUGGAGCCAGGUGCAGGGUAUUUAAGGAGAGCAGUCAGUUUGGUCAGAGUGGCUGCUGAAGAGGGUAGAAGCCCGACUGUGCUGGUGUGUGGGUACAGCCGUAAUUUAAAAAAAUGAAAAAGGUAGAGUGAAGCCUUUUUGUUGUGUGUGCUGUUUUGUUUUGUUACAGGGAAACAGCUUAGCUGUCCUGUUUAAUUUAGGUUCCUGUUUUGUUUAGUUAUUGCUCAAAGAAGAGCUAGGUGUUUGUUUUGUUUAUUUUGCUUUGGUGUUUUCAUUAAAAAUAGCGCAACCGCACUUCAGAAAAAAUCAAUUUCUGUGUGUUGGGUCAGUGUUUUUAAAGGGGCAACGAACCGUGGUGAGUGCGAUCCUUAUCACACAGGAUAGAAGGGAAAAUUAAUGGAGCAAAGUACAGAGAAGUCCUUGAGGAAAACCUGCUGCCCUCUGCAAGAAAGCUGAAACUGUGUCCGGAAGUUCACCUUUCAGCAUGACCCAAAGCAACAGCCAAAGCUACACUGGAGUGGCUAAGGAACAAAAAGGUAAAUGUCCUUGAGUGGCCCAGUCAGAGCCCCGACCUAAAUCCAAUCGAAAAUUUGUGGCAUGACUUGAAGAUUGCUGUCCAACACUCCCCAAGGAACUUGACAGAGCUUUAACAGUUUUGUAAAGAAUGGUGAAAUAUUGUCAAAUCUAGGUGUGCAAAGUUGGCAGAGACCUAUCCCAGCAGACUCACUGCUGUAAUUGCUGCCAAAGGUGCUUCCACCAAGUAUUAACUCAGGGGGGUGGAGACUUAUCCAAUUAUGAUCUUUCAGUUUUGUAUUUUUAAUACAUCAUUUUUUUGUCAAUAAAAACUUUUUUCCCCUUAACAGUGUGGAGUACGGUGUGUAGAUAAGUGGAAAAAACCUCAUUUAAAUGCAUGAAACUAUGAGGCACUGGCACAACAAAAUGUGAAAAAGCUCAAGGGGGUGUAGACUUUCUAUAGGCACUGUGCAUUUAGUGUUUCAUGCUUUUUUGCCAUUACGUGGAUUAUGCUUAACUACAGCAGGAGAAGCAUUAGAUUUUAAUAUACUUCCAUAUUUAUUAAAUAAAGCAAUGCCUUUUUUUUGUUUAAAAUCAGAUCAGAGGAUGACAUUGUUUGUUCUAUCUCCUUUAAUAGAACUUUAAAAACGGGCAGCCAUCUACUUUUACACUUUUCUAAGGAACUUGAGAUUCAUUAUCUAGGAUUUCCUGGCAUUCAGAACAACAUUUCAUUCCCAGCACUUGUCAAGGCUGGUGUGUGCUUCCUGCUGCUGUGUGUGCGAGGGCCUGGGAGUUCAAGGUGUGGCUUGUGAAAGGCUAUCCCCCACACAAUGGGACUCAAUGGUUUAUCCCAUUUACAGUAAAACUAGCAAACUUCUGAACGUGUUCUUGGGAGCAAUGCUAAUGGAUAAUGUGCUAAAGCAGCUCUCUCUCUGGUAUUAAAAGCACUGUUAAGUACACAGAUGGAUUUUACACUGUAUUUAAAGGAGGUGAUUGUAUAUAAUAAUUUUAAGUCUUGCAGUAUGCUAUA
This is a messenger RNA of Acipenser ruthenus (sterlet), 4790 nucleotides long. Its product is annotated as C3a anaphylatoxin chemotactic receptor-like. The transcript has 2 exons. The record is from RefSeq and is a predicted model, not a curated record. Gene Ontology annotation, biological process: complement receptor mediated signaling pathway; phospholipase C-activating G protein-coupled receptor signaling pathway; inflammatory response. Gene Ontology annotation, cellular component: plasma membrane. The coding region runs from base 886 to 1908 and encodes 340 amino acids. Gene Ontology annotation, molecular function: G protein-coupled receptor activity; complement receptor activity. NCBI's taxonomy places the organism in Eukaryota, Metazoa, Chordata, Actinopteri, Acipenseriformes, Acipenseridae.